GUAUAACUUAAAAUUAUUAUACCAAAUCAGUUGUGUUAGUUUGUGUCCGGGAAUGUAGAGAUAUGGACCAUCCACAAAACAGCAACAGAAUUGAACGACUUCAUCAAUCUUUACCUACACUUGAGCUGGAAAUAAAUCCCGAUCUCAGACAAGCAUCAGAAUCAGGACAAAAUUUCAAACAAAAUUACAGGAACGGCGAUGACGUUCUGACAUUUAUUGUGUCUGCUUUCUACGCCAAAUUAAUUGUGAUCUUGGGUAUCGCAUUGCCAGUCACUGAUGCCAUAGCAACCCGUGAGUACGACACGUAUGAUGCCUUCUACAUGUACCUGUACCUCGGCAGCAUUAUUUUUCUUUUGUAUAUGUACAUGAUUCAAGUGAAAGAAAAGUCAGCACAAGACUUUUGGCGGCGAACAGCAGACUCAGAUCCAUCCUAUGGCAUAAAAAAAAAUCAGCACGUUCGGUAUGGAAGUUUUUAUUUCAGAAUGGGAGUCACAGGAUUUGGAAUCGGUUCAGUUAUUUACUCAGGCUUGCAGUUCGGCCAGUAUUUUGAACUUUCUUCUCAAAAGGAUUGCGAUAAUGUGCUUAAGGCUGUAAAACCACUUCUGAGAAUAAUAUUUGCUCUUAUGCAAAUGUUGUUUAUAUUUUCUUACAGCAAUUUUUUAGAUAUGCAGAGAAGUAAGAUUAUUGCCAGAUUUGGCCUGAUGCAUAUGAUUGCAACAAACGUAUGCGAAUGGCUUUUCGUCUUGAUCGAGGAAACUCAACACGACAUUUAUAAAUCCGCAAAAAAGCGCCAGGACAACGCAGCGAGAGAUAACGUAUCCUUGUCGGAAAUGGAUUUCAAGUUCUUAAAUUCUACCACUUUCACUAUAACAAAACAAAUGUAUGAACAUAAAGUGAAUUGUCUUCAGUCGAACAUAAUGGAACCAAUCUUAAUUAAAUCAGAACCGUAUCUGGCGCCUUGCACGGUUGAAUAUAGUUUACUAUGUGCAGUUAUUUUAGGAUUAAUGUGGAAGAAUGCACAGUAUUAUGAAAAUACAGAUACCCGUGGUAACAAUUCUCCUGAGGCUGAAGAAAAACAAAGUGGUUGCAACGUUAUCUACAGCUCAAGACAAUCUCAGUUUUCAGUAGACUGUGCUCAAGCGCAUAAAGGUUUGUUUACAGGAAUUCUUGUUUUAGCUGUAACCGUUAUCAGCUUAAUUAUGUUUUUUGAGUUAGUCGGAUAUAAAGAAUACCAGGAUAUUGCCAUUUUACAGGUGAAUGCAUGGGAAGCCGUCUUGUUCGGAAUGGGCACAGUGGCAGCCGUUUUCUGCAUAGCAGCUUUGCGCGAUAUCGGAUUUCACCAAAUGAAGAGAGCUUUAGAGCUGGAACAUUUAUUACUCCUCGUUACACAAUGCGGUGUAUUUAUGUACUUUUUAUUCCAAAUAAUCGGCGCAGUGCUCAUGGGACUUAACAAAGGCAAAGGAGGUAUAAUGAGGAUAAUCACACCGCUUUCGGCUCUCAUCCAGAGCUCUUGCCAGACCGUUUUGGUGCUGGACGCUUGGAGAAGACGCUGCAGCACAGCGACACAGAUGCGCCUCAAACCCGGCAGACAGCUGAUUACGUUUUUACUUGUUGCCAACAUAGCUUUGUGGAUGGUCAACAGACUGAAAAAUAAUCGGUCGGUGUCGCAUCCCAACCAAAUGGAUUUCUAUGGAGUGCUGGCAUGGAAUAUCAUCACGCAUGUGACAAUGCCGUUGGUGGUAUCUUAUCGGUUCAUGUCGAGUGUAUGUUUCUAUGAAGUAUGGAAACAUGUGUAUAAAACGAGACCUGUUAACGAAAAGGAUCCAAAUUUAUAACAGUUUUAGUUGUACUAACUGAUUAUUAAAUAAAUACAUUUAAAUCUA
Zophobas morio is the source of this 1883-nucleotide messenger RNA. Its product is annotated as proton channel OtopLc-like. Gene Ontology annotation, molecular function: proton channel activity. Lineage: Eukaryota; Metazoa; Arthropoda; Insecta; Coleoptera; Tenebrionidae. The transcript is spliced from 10 exons. Gene Ontology annotation, cellular component: membrane. Gene Ontology annotation, biological process: proton transmembrane transport. Bases 63 to 1835 code for a protein of 590 amino acids. The record is from RefSeq and is a predicted model, not a curated record.